Mastomys coucha (southern multimammate mouse) is the source of this 1884-nucleotide messenger RNA. Its product is annotated as putative C-type lectin domain family 20 member A. NCBI's taxonomy places the organism in Eukaryota, Metazoa, Chordata, Mammalia, Rodentia, Muridae. The record is from RefSeq and is a predicted model, not a curated record. Bases 436 to 1875 code for a protein of 479 amino acids. The transcript is spliced from 13 exons.
GAUGCUGCCAUGCUCCCGCCUUGAUGAUAAUGGACUGAACCUCUGAACCUGUCACAGAUCAUCAUCGAGGGAACUCAAAGCAGAAACCUGAAAGUAGUCUCGAUUGGUAUUCCACACAGCAUUACUUCCACCAGGAAACUCAUUUCACAGCCAAAGAAGUUCAGCAGGAACUAUGGAGGAUGUUUUUGCUGGACAGCAGGGUCCCCGAGACCUCAACAGCAAGCCCCUCAUUCCCCUCUACUCUGCAGGGUGGAGAGCCAUGGCACAUAGAGCACUUUUGGUGUAUCUAGAUCAGAGCUGAGGAACUAAUGGUGAAUAAGGCUUGCUCCGUCUCCCAAGUUUGCCUGAUGGAGACAACAUGAAUAGACCCUCCAGCUGGUGAGCAACAGCAAGACCUUCCAUCGGGUGGAUGAGCCUCUGACCUGGAAAGAGGCCAUGUGGUAUUGCCGGGAUCAUUACACAGACCUCGCUGACCUGCAGAGCAUGAACAGCCUAGCGAGCAUCGUGGCAGUCUACUCCUACACCAGCAGCACCCAGGCAUGGAUUGGCCUCUUCUAUGAUGUGAGCAUCUCUGGCCUGAGUUGGUCUAGUGGCUCUACCUUUUCUAUGCCAACAUGGAGUAACCUGCCUGUCUUCCGGGAUGGACUCUGUGCUACUCUGUAUUCAUGGCUCAGCAUACCUGCCCUGGGAGCUGCUUCCUGCACAGACCAGAAGCCCUUCAUUUGCUAUUUAGACCCUGCUAUAGGACACGACACCUCCUUGGUGUCCCCUGUCAAGAAGGACCUGACCACUCUACCAGAGGAAGCUGAGGUCACGAUUGGUGAGCAGACCUUCAUUCGGAUUAAACAACCCAUGACAUGGCUCUCGGCUCUGAACUACUGUCGCAACCACUACACAGACCUGGCCGAUCUGCAGAGAGUGACCGACAAGGACAAAGAAACUCUCAAGAAAAUCAUAAAUAAUAAUGAUGCCUGGAUUGGCCUCUACUUCAACGUAAAGAUCAAUAAUCUGACCUGGUCCAGUGAGCAGGGUUCUAGCAUCCCUGCAUGGCUACAGGACAUGCCUCUGUUUGGUCAAGGACUGUGUGCAGGACUCCGUACCUUUGCAAAUCACCCACCUCAGAUAUAUGCUCUCUUUUGCCCUGAUCUGAAGCCUUUCAUCUGUUUCUAUGACUCCUCCAUUGGCCAUCGGAAGUCAGCAGAGAUACCUCCACUCGUCGACACUUCCUCCUCUAGAGUGACUCAGCACUUAGAAGUUCCUACAAGGCCACCCUCGAGGCAAAACACAGGGACCAGCACUGGCCCCACAGAUGCCUCCCAAAUGAGUCAUGAACCAAUUGUGGUCAGUACCUGUGACACCACCACUCCCGCCCUGACCACUAUGAGCCUUACAUCUCUCCAACCUCAAGGAAUGGUUUCAACAAGUCCUCUGGCAACCUCUGCACGUUCAGAAACCACAGAGCGACCUACGAAGGCAUCUGUCUCAGGGAGUCCAGCGGAGAUCCAAGAAGAUUGGCCCAAUGCUUCUGCAGUCUGGAGCCUGGACACCAGCACUGAGACAGUUGGGAGCCUGUCAGGAACUACAACAGCCAUGACCACUAUAAAGAGUAGCACAUAUAAAGGAGACACAACCACUGCCACUCAGGCUCAACAUUUAAGCUCACCUAACUACCCAGAAUCUAAAAAGAAACCAGCAGCAUUGGAGUCAGAGCACUCCUUUGGAAUCUUGAAAGCAGAUUUUACCAUCCCAACACUGAGGGAUCCAGAAGAGAUGAAAGAUCAACUUUUGAGUGAGAUCCAAGCAGUCCUAAAGUUUGUAUUAGGUCACGAGGAAUUCACAUUGAAAUGGAUCGGCUUCGAAGUGAACAAAGAAUAGCAAACACCC